Carassius auratus (goldfish) is the source of this 3144-nucleotide messenger RNA. RefSeq names its product kielin/chordin-like protein. The record is from RefSeq and is a predicted model, not a curated record. NCBI's taxonomy places the organism in Eukaryota, Metazoa, Chordata, Actinopteri, Cypriniformes, Cyprinidae. The transcript has 17 exons. The coding region runs from base 194 to 2566 and encodes 790 amino acids. Gene Ontology annotation, biological process: positive regulation of BMP signaling pathway. Gene Ontology annotation, molecular function: protein binding. Gene Ontology annotation, cellular component: extracellular region.
UCAAUGAUGAUUGUAUGAAGGUGACGAUUGCUGUGGUGACUCCUGUGGGCAGUGCCAGUACAAGCAGUACUUGUAUACAAACGGCCAAAGGUUCCAGGACCCGGAGGAUCCCUGUGUGACAUGCACCUGUCAGAACGGCUUUGUGCACUGCGAGACGAAGCAGUGUCCCCAACAGUGUGCUCAUCCGGUGAGCAUGAGGGACUGCUGUCCGGUGUGUGACGGAUGUCUGUUUGAAGGGCAGAGGUACAGAGACUCGCAGACGUUCUACGCCCCCUCAGACCCCUGCAGGGGAUGUGUGUGUCAGAGCAGCUCUGUUACAUGCAGCCCAAUCACCUGUCCCCAGGUUUCCUGCCAAAACCCCAUCACCCCGCCGGGACAGUGCUGCCCUCAGUGCAGAGGAUGUUUUCAGCGAGGUCAGGAGUAUUUAGAAGGAGAUAGCUUGACCCUCCCCAAUGAGCCCUGCAUCAAAUGCACCUGUGUGGACGGUGAGGUGAACUGUGUGGGUCCAGACUGUCCUAAACUGACCUGCAUGCAUCAGGUCACAGACCCCGGCUCCUGCUGUCCCCGCUGCAGAGGCUGUAUUUAUGAUGGCGUUGAGCAUCUUGAAGGCAGUACCUGGUUUGCAUCCAGAAGUCCCUGCAUGUCCUGCAUGUGUGUGAAUGGAGUGACCACCUGCUCAGAGGUCCACUGUCUGUCCACCUGUCUAAACCAGAUCAGCGUGCCGGGCGAAUGCUGCCCAGUGUGUGCAGACUGUGUGUAUGAAGGCCGUGUGUACGGCCCUGGAGACAGUUUCCACCCCUCUGAUGACCCCUGUCAGAUCUGCACCUGUGAGGUGAUGCCAGAUGGGAAACAGCACUUACGCUGUUACAGGAAGCAGUGCCCAAGUCUGGUGGACUGUCCUAAACACAACAUCCUUUACAGUGGCUCUGACUCCUGCUGUCCUGUCUGUGCACAGCCCCUCAGUAACUGCACAGCUACGCUGAUCGGUAAUGAAGUUUUGGCCACUGAUGAUCCAUGUUUUACCUGUCAGUGCAAGGAUUUGACGUGGACGUGUAUCCAUCGGGGCUGUCCUCCUCUCAGCUGCCCUCCGGCCGAACAGCACACACCGCCGGAUUCCUGCUGUCCCAUCUGUGAUGAUUGUGUAUUAGAGGGCAACCAAUAUCGCGUGUCAAACGGCCAGAGAUGGACGGACAGGGACAACGAGUGUGUCACCUGCAUCUGCAAUCAAGGGCAUAUCGAGUGUGAACUGCAGGAGUGUCCUCCUCUCGAAUGUCCGAAUGGAUGGAUCAAAGUGAAGAGUCCUGGGAAGUGCUGUCCUGAGUGCACAGGCAUCAUAACUGUGGCUUACUCCAAAGACGCUCAUGCAAAGUGUGUGUACGAUGGUCAGUGGUACAACCACAAUGACCACUGGCAGGUGGACGAGUGUACGUCCUGCACCUGUGUGUACGGAGACGUGCACUGCCAGACCCAGAGAUGCCCAACGCUCACGUGUGCCUCGGAUGAAACGCCGGCUCUGGUUCCGGGAAUGUGUUGUCCUCACUGUAUUCCUCGACCAGCCACAUGCAUUGUGUUUGGAGACCCUCAUUACCGAACGUUUGAUGGAAAGAUGGUGAACUUCCAGGGGAAGUGCACAUAUGUUCUGGCUCAGGACUGUUUGGGCGGAGACUUCAGUGUUCAUGUGUCUAAUGAGGACCGGGGACGUAAGGGAGUGUCUUGGACUAAAGAAGUGACCGUGUUUAUUGGAGAUAUUGUGGUACAGCUGUUCCAGGACUGGAUUGUCAAGGUUGAUUAUCAGCAAGUCUCUCUGCCGUUUCUUAAAGAGCCGUAUGUUUACCUGGAACGCAAGACCAACACCAUCCUCCUGAACACCAAUGUUGGGCUGAAGGUGUUGUGGAAUGGUCGUUCUCAUCUGGAAGUCAGUGUUCCUGGCACCUACAAGAAGCACAUGUGUGGUUUAUGCGGCAACUUCAAUAACUACCCUCAUGACGACAUGAUACUACGCAAUAAACAAAUCACCAACUCUGAAGCAGUGUUUGGAAACGACUGGAAGGUGGGCAGUGAAAAUCCAAGUGUUCAGUGUCCUGAUGCGAUAAACAUUCUCCCGUGUCAAGAAGCAGGAUACUCGGCCCGUAAGACUGCGAACGCUCGCUGCGCAGUGCUGAAGUCGCCCGUUUUUGAGCGCUGUCACAAGCUGGUGCCACCCGAGAUGUUCUUUGCUUCGUGUGUGUAUGAUCUGUGUGCCUGCGGCUCCAAUAUAGACGAGUGUUUGUGUGAUGUGUUGGAGGCUUACGCAUCUGAGUGCCGUGAGGCUGGAGUUAUCCUGCAGUGGAGGUCGCCGACACUCUGUGCUGUGGGCUGUCCUCUUGACCGCGGAUAUGUGUUUGAUGAAUGCGGGCCACCGUGUCCUAAGACAUGUUUUAACAAAGACGUGCCGCUUGGCGUGAUCGAGUCUCACUGCUUCAAACCCUGUGUGCCGGGAUGCCAGUGUCCCGCUGGCCUGGUGGAACACAACGCUCACUGCAUCGCCCCCGAGAAAUGCCCGAAAAUUAUCCAUGGCAAUCUCUGAGAGCCACAAACUCUACCAAGCAUCACGUGGAGUCACAUCAGCUUAAAACUGAGAUCUGAUGAAAAGCAACAAGCUCUUUAAGUCAACAUGAAAUUAGAAUUUGCUUUAUUUCAUUUAAUUCAUAUUCCUGGUCUCACACUAUAAGAUUUAUUCUGAAUUUGUAGCCUAAAAUCUAACUGUUGAUGCUUGAACUUGAAGCCCAUUUAAGUUUUACUUUAUAUCUCAAACCACAUAAACACUCUUCUACUGUGUACUGCAUUUAGUUGUUUUGUUGAACUGUUUUAUUGGUGCUACUGUGUGUAAGUGUCUCUGACUGAUUAUAGGACACUGUGUUAACCUGAGUUUCAUGGAGCUAAUUUUUACAUUUAAAUUUUUUUAUCCGCUGAUAGGAGGAUGUUUUGAGCCAGAUGGACAAAGUUUACCUGCUUUUUCCUGAAAGAACAAGAUAGGGCUUUUUUGCACUGGUAUUGUGGUUUUAAAUAUUUUGUUACUCUCUUAAAAUACAAUAUGUUAUGAAUACACUUCAUUUGCAACACUGACAAUGAAUCUAAAUAAAAAAAGAAACACAAGCUAAAUCU